AUGACGAGUAAAGCUGGCGAUUACAGCGCCGUGAGAAGAGAUAUCAUUGCUGCCAUUCCAACGGAACGAUACGAUAAAGGCACAUUUGGGCCAUCCAUGAUUCGUUUGACAUGGCAUUCGUGUGCUACUUAUGAUCGACAUCAAAACAAUGGAGGAAGUCAGGGUGGUACAAUGCGCUUUGAGGAGCAAUACUCGGAUCCUGCUAAUAAGGGCCUGGAAAAUGCCAGAAACGCAUUGGAGCCUGUUCAUGAAAAGCACCCCUGGAUCACAUACGCAGAUCUAUAUACUCUUGGUGGUUGCGUUGCAGUGGAGCAAAUGGGCGGUCCUCACAUUCCUUGGGAAGGCGGCCGAUACGACACCAACGACAAGGACAGCAUACCAUCUCGUAACCGUCUACCUGAUGGCUCGCUAGGCAAGAAUCACGUCAUUGAUGUCUUUCUUGAUCGCUUGGGCAUGUCGGUGCAAGACACAGUGGCAUUGAUGGGCGCCCAUGCAGUAGGUGAAUGCCACAAGAGCCAUCAAGGCUUCGACGGGCCAUGGACACCAAACCAAACUGAAUUUACCAACAAUUUCUACAAGAUGCUGCUAGAGCGCACAUGGAAGGAAAAAAAGUGGGAUGGCCCUAGACAAUUUGAAGAUGAAGAGACGCAUGAAUUGAUGAUGUUGCCUACAGACAUGGUCAUGCUGCAAGAACCUUUCCUGCAAUACACGAAACUGUACGCUGAGGCUCAAGAUCGGUUCUUUGAAGACUUCAAGAAUGCAAUGCUCAAGUUGAUAUCCUUGGGAAAAGAUCGCAAAGACGGUGAACCCAACAAGCUACUGGCACAAUAUUGCAAGAAAUAA
This is a messenger RNA of Mucor velutinosus, 843 nucleotides long. RefSeq names its product Palmitoylated plasma membrane-bound casein kinase. The transcript is spliced from 3 exons. Gene Ontology annotation, biological process: hydrogen peroxide catabolic process; cellular response to oxidative stress; response to reactive oxygen species. Gene Ontology annotation, molecular function: peroxidase activity; heme binding. Bases 1 to 843 code for a protein of 280 amino acids. The record is from RefSeq and is a predicted model, not a curated record. NCBI's taxonomy places the organism in Eukaryota, Fungi, Mucoromycota, Mucoromycetes, Mucorales, Mucoraceae.